AUGGGUGGCUGUGUUUCAUCUCCAAAAACAAAGACAAGUAAAAGCAGUAUUGGUGGACAAGGAAAACAAGUACAAGCAGACUGCAACAAACAAGAGGAUGAGUUAUCAUCCACCAAGAACAAGAGCAAGACAACAAAGGUGAUUCACAUGGACAUGGAUGGUUGGGUCCAAGAAUUGAAGCAACCAAUCCAAGCCAAAGCAGUCACUUCCCAGAACCCAAACUGCUUCCUCUGCAGCUCCGAGUCCUUAUCCAUUGGCACGUGCGCACCCCAAGUGCCCGACGAUGAGGACCUACAACCAGGCCAUAUUUACUUCCUCAUGCCAUUGUCUCGGGCCCAUCAGCCUCUCUCACUCCCUGACUUGUGUACUUUUGCUAUAAAAGCCAGCUCUGCUCUUAGUGCCAACGAUGUUGACCUUUGA
Molecule: messenger RNA, 420 nt
Organism: Quercus robur (English oak)
Lineage: Eukaryota; Viridiplantae; Streptophyta; Magnoliopsida; Fagales; Fagaceae
Exons: 1
Coding region: 1-420 (139 amino acids)
Source: RefSeq, a predicted model, not a curated record